Acyrthosiphon pisum (pea aphid) is the source of this 3003-nucleotide messenger RNA. RefSeq names its product serine/threonine-protein kinase unc-51-like protein Atg1 (gene Atg1). The record is from RefSeq and is a predicted model, not a curated record. Gene Ontology annotation, cellular component: phagophore assembly site membrane; autophagosome; cytoplasm. Gene Ontology annotation, molecular function: ATP binding; protein serine/threonine kinase activity. Gene Ontology annotation, biological process: peptidyl-serine phosphorylation; autophagosome assembly; response to starvation. The transcript has 21 exons. The coding region runs from base 367 to 2358 and encodes 663 amino acids. NCBI's taxonomy places the organism in Eukaryota, Metazoa, Arthropoda, Insecta, Hemiptera, Aphididae.
ACAUUUGUAACAAGUCUCAAUUAUAUUAAAUUUCUGCUGUUGUUAUUUACAGUGGUGUAUGGACUGUAGUUCCGUAUUAAUUUUAUAAAAGAUUGUCAUUACCACUACAAAAUGGUAGUUAAUAUCGUGUUCGAGAUUUAAGAAUACGGAAUGUUCAAUAUUAUCUAAUCUGUAUAAAUAUUAAUAUAUUAUACAUUUUCAUGUAAUCAAAUCAACUACACCUUAUACUAUAGUUUCUGUAAUGUUAUAGAAUAACUUUCCGAGAUCUAAUUACUAGUUCAAACGCAUUUAAUAAUACCUAGGUUGCAUUUGUGAAUAUCCAAAUAUCAAUUAUUUCAAGAAUCCAAGCGUUGAAUAUUAAGUAAAAUGGAAGUUAUUGGUGAUUAUGAAUACAACAGUGCUAAUCGCUUGGGACUUGGCGCUUUUGCUAUUGUCUUCAAAGGACGCUCUAGAAAAAAACCAGAUAUGGAUGUAGCUGUUAAAACAAUAAUGAAGAAAAAUAUACCAAAAACUCAAAGCCUAUUGAAAAAAGAAAUAGAUAUUCUGAGGAAACUAACAGUCCUUCAACACGAUAAUGUUGUACAUCUUCUAGAAUGCCUGGAUACUGAUGAUGCAUUUCAUUUGGUUAUGGAGUAUUGCAAUGGCGGUGAUUUGCAGGAUUAUUUAAAUGUCAAAGGAUGUUUAAGUGAAGACACAAUACAAAUAUUUUUAAGACAACUUGCUGGAGCAAUGUAUGAAUUUAAUAAGCAAGGAAUACUUCAUAGAGACUUAAAGCCUCAAAACAUCCUAUUGAAGUUUUCAGGAGAAACUCGUUAUCCGGAACCUAAUCAAAUCACUCUUAAAAUUGCUGAUUUUGGGUUCGCUCGAUGCUUGGAUGAAGGAGUAAUGGCAGCUACAAUGUGUGGUUCUCCAAUGUACAUGGCUCCUGAAGUAAUUAUGUCACUGCAGUAUGACGCUAAGGCAGAUUUGUGGAGUUUAGGUACAAUCAUAUUUCAAUGUUUAGCUGGUAAAGCUCCAUUCUUUGCCAAUUCACCUGCAGGAUUAAAACAAAUUUAUGAAAAAACUAGCAAUUUAAUGCCUAAAAUUCCUCCAGGGACAUCGUCAGAUCUAUCAAACUUAUUAUUUGGACUUCUAAAGAGAAAUCCAAAAGAUAGAAUAUCAUUUGAAACCUUUUUUGAUCAUACCUUUUUAAAAAUGAAACCUCCACCUGUUACCAUGCCGUCUCCACUUGCUAACAGCCCAAAAACGCCAUCUGUAUUUGAUCAAGGUUAUCAAUAUUCCGUCAGUCCUGAUCUUUCUGAUGAAUAUGUUAUAGUGCCUUCAAAUAUACCUGCAUACCAUCACGAGAAAGACAUCAGUGCUAGUCCUCCAAGACCAAGUACACUUUCCAUACAAACCCAACAAGAUUACAAUAAUCCACGAUCUCCAUUGAAAUCUGUACCUAGAUCUCAGCCUAUUACAAUGAAUCCAAGGGCUUCAAAGAAUAUAAUUGGACCAGAUUUUUGUUCUAUAUCUCCACCAUCAGUUCAGUUUAUGCUCGGAACUCCUCCAUCAGGAAGAAGAAUAUCAGAAACGCCACCAUAUAAUACAUGGAACUUUACACCAACAAGUUCUCCAUUAAAGAAAUCAGUUCUAAGUUCGCCAAUUUUGAACACACAACAAUUUACAUUUAACACAAACCAAAAAAUAGGAACAGUUGGCCUGCCUUUCAGUAAUAAUAACCGCGCUAUGACUUUACCUGAACUUGGAAACAUAACUUUUCCAGAACUUCCGCAAGAAACAAUAUUAGAAAAAGAACACAUAGAAACAUUAGCCAAACUUAAUUUUGUAUUAGCAUUGGUUGAAUGCAUUGUUGAAUGUGCUUCUCCUAAAAGACCACGUUAUGAACGAUUAGUGCUUUUAAUUAGAGCAUUACAAUUACUUAGUUCUAGCUUAAGUAUAGCUACGUCUGAACUCAAAGCUGGUCGAUUACAACCUUCUACAAAUGUUAAAAAUGUGGUACAACAACUUAAUGAAACUUUUCACAAAGUUUUGGACGACUGUAAACAAAUUAAUGUACCAAAUAUGCUACACAAUACAUCAUCAUCCACUACAACAGCUGAGAAGUUAUUAUAUGAUUACGCUGUGGAAAUCUGUGCUAAAGCAGCAUUAAAAGAACUGGGCAACACACCAUAUGAUUAUUUUAAAUCUUAUCAGACAGCACAGAUACUCCUACAUAGUUUAUCCCAGCAAGUAAACUCUCCGAGCGACAAAGAAAUAUUAAUAAGAUAUCGUGAUGCAGUAGAAAAGAGAUUGUCUAUAUUGCAAGACCAAGGUUAUGUUUACUCAAAUACAGUUAACGGCAACAAUUCCACUUGAUUAAUACUGAUAAAUGAUAAUGAUGUGUUACUAAUUCUUCACAAUGUUCUAGUCUUUUUUUUUUUUUUAUUUUUAUGUAGAAAUGUGUUAUUUAACUUGGUCUGUCUUAUUACCUCAACAAAAUCAUUGAAACAAUAAUAUUCACAUUAACAACCCUAACUCUAUGUAAUAAAUAAUAAUUAUUAUAAUUAUUAUUUAUUAUGUAAAAUGCUUAUCUUUUUGAUGUAUAAUUUUUAUUAUUAUUUUUUGUAUUUAUAUACUUGUAUAUCACAAUUACAUACAUAAAUAAUUUUAGAGUAAAAUAUCAAUUUACAAUAAUUUGCUAAUAUUUGGUAACCUGUGAUUUAUACCUACAUAAUUCAAUAAUAUUUAUUUACUGUAUAUUAGAAAGUUAUGACUUUUAUUGCUCUAUGAGAAGCUUUGUAAAUACAUUUUUAUUGUAAUAUUCUUUAAUUCUAAAUUUCUAUCAUGUUUUUUGAAAUUAUACUAAUUAACUGUAUAGAGUACCUAUAUGAUAUCAAAUAUAUUGAUAUAUGUAUUAAUAUUUAAAAACUAGAAACAAAUUUUACAAUAGUUAAUACUUAUACAGUUAUAGGUACUUGAAAAUAAGUACAUUUAUAAAAUUAAAAGUUUUUUGAAAAUAAC